UCUCGAACAGCGCAAGAGUCAGAAGAGCGAGAAGACCCUCUGCAUUCUCGCAUCGCCUGCCCUUAGCUUCCACGCCCUCAACACCUCCAGUAAUCAAGAGAUAAAAACAAUGGCCACCACCAAAACAGAGGGAUUCUCUAUCCCUGGCUCCAACCACCACCCAGCGAGACCCAGCAUCGCGGCAAUCCACAGGCCCUUCUCGGACGGCUCUAUGACCGUCGAUACCGACCUUCUCACCUCUCUCAUGUCCUCGCCACACACGGCCAACCCCGAGUCCAGGGCUCACUACAACAUGGCUUCCCCCUUCAACUUUUCCCAAUCGUUGCCCAUCCGACAGCACUCGUUCGACUAUAGCAUGCCCUCUCCGCUGUCGACGAGCAUCAACGUCGCAGAACACCUGCGCAACAGCUCCCUCUACGGCGCCCCCGUCAAAUUCGGCAACGAGCACCCUGAACCGCCCAUCAACCUCAAUUCAUCUUCCAACGACGUCCCCGACGGCCAGCGUUCCCGCUCCCAGUCGACUUCCAACGUCGGCAAGGCGCCUUCCUCGCGCUCCAGGCAGAGCCGCAAGUCCAUGACCGACGUUCGACCGCCCCGCGGCUCUAUCCAGCGUGGCCGCAGCCAAGGUCCCGGAACGGGCAAACCGAUGGGCCUUGGAGUUGAUCUCGACACUCACGUCGAAGGCGAGCUUACAGACUCAAUCUCCCCGCCCGACUUUGGUGCCAAUGCGACCUUUGGCCUCGCUAUUCCUCGCCACGACAGUAUCAACACUGACGCUGGCUCCUGGUCUGGCAGCGUGCCGAGCAUGGUUCCCGGCUCGCUCGGCAGUUUUGAUAAUGACGAUGUCAUUGUCGAGUCCCCCAUCACCCCUGUCAAGUCACUUCCCAACCUUCUCCCCGUAGAUGACAGCUACAAGAAGCAGAGGCGAAGGGAGUGUCACAACCUCGUCGAAAAAAGGAGACGCGAGCACAUCAAUGCCAAGAUUGAGGAGCUGAACACCCUGCUGCCCGAAAAGUAUAAUCAGGCCGUGGGACAGCCUGACGAGGAAGAGGAAGAGGAGAAGGCGGCCAAGAAAAAGAAGAAGAGGGGCGCCAACACUGUGUCAAAAGCACAGAAGGACGCUGCCCAUUGCAAGGGGCGGAUCCUUACCCAAAGUGUCAACUAUAUCCGCGAGUUGCGCGAGACUGCCGACUCCCAAGCUGGGCGUAUUGCGCACUUGGAAGCCAUCAUCGCGGGCCUCGGCAUCAGCGGCGAGACCGUCCACGACGCACCCGCUCAAAACUUUGCCCAGAAUCAAAAUCCUCUCUUUUGGUUUAACGGCCAGCACAACGGCGGCACCUUUGAAAACUCUGGGCACCAGCUCCAGGCGAUGCGUCCUUCCCCGGAACCCGCCGACCGGCCCUUUUCCUUUGAUAUCCCUGCCGAAAAGCCCUGGUCGGCGCAUCAAGAGUACAUGCCCUUCCAUCCGUCCCCGUCGAGCACAGACCAGUCUUCUGCCACCUCUGCACACCCCGCCUACCCCUUCUCUUCCCUCCGCCGAAUGAGCCACUCCACCAGCAGUGAUAUGGACGCUGAUAGCGUCCUCUCGCCGCUGGAUGAGGGGGACAGAGGAAGACCAAAGGGCAGGGGGGUGAGGCAGGACUCGCAGGCAGAGCUGCAGAUGGGUAUGUCCGGGCUCUUCUCUGGGCACGGCCAGGCCAGGGACCCGUCCACCGGGUCAAUCUGGUAGCCCCCAAUAAUCCCAUGCCUCCUUCGCCAUCAGUUUCUUGUUCUGUUGACAAUUGUGUAUCUCUUCUUUUCCUUGUCUCGAGACGUUAUCAUUCUGUGCUUGUAACUCAAUUAUCAUGUAGGGCCCGCAAGAUUAUUUAUCUGCCGGAGGGGAAGGGGUGUAAUAUCUACUCUUUUACAUAGGGUGUAUGGCGAAAUCGUGAUACAAGCUACUGAGCACCUUUUUUCACCAACUUUGCUUGUCACCCCGUACAUGGACUCUUCUUCUCUCCCUCUAGCUCAGUAGAUCAGUACACGUUUGGUAUAUAGUUUUAUCUUUUGAUUAUACAGGGGAGUGUACGAGUAUAAAUAAUAUCGGUGGCGUGGACUGUGUAAUAACGGAAUGGAUGUACUGUACUCUUUGCAGG
This is a messenger RNA of Cryptococcus amylolentus CBS 6039, 2135 nucleotides long. RefSeq lists its product as hypothetical. Gene Ontology annotation, molecular function: protein dimerization activity; RNA polymerase II cis-regulatory region sequence-specific DNA binding; DNA-binding transcription factor activity, RNA polymerase II-specific. Lineage: Eukaryota; Fungi; Basidiomycota; Tremellomycetes; Tremellales; Cryptococcaceae. The record is from RefSeq and is a predicted model, not a curated record. The transcript is spliced from 5 exons. The coding region runs from base 110 to 1729 and encodes 539 amino acids. Gene Ontology annotation, biological process: regulation of transcription by RNA polymerase II.